Molecule: messenger RNA, 723 nt
Organism: Liolophura sinensis
Lineage: Eukaryota; Metazoa; Mollusca; Polyplacophora; Chitonida; Chitonidae
Exons: 1
Coding region: 1-723 (240 amino acids)
Source: RefSeq, a predicted model, not a curated record
AUGUGGUCCGGUCACAACGGCAGUGGUGUAGGGAGCGGACCAGGGUGGGCGUAUGAUGGCCCGAUGUGGUCCAGUCAGGACGGCAGUGGUGUCGGGAGUGGACCAGGGUCGGCGUGUGAUGGCCCGAUGAGGUCCAGUCAGGACGGCAGUGGUGUAGGAAGUGGACCAGCGUUGGCAUAUGGUGGCCCGAUGUGGUCUAGUCAGGACGGCAGUGGUGUAGGAAGUGGACCAGGGUCGGCGUAUGGUGGCCCGAUGAGGUCCAGUCAGGACGGCAGUGGUGUAGGAAACGGACCAGGGUCGGCGUAUGAUGGCCCGAUGAGGUCCAGUCAGGACGGCAUUGGUGUAGGGAGUGGACCAGGGUUAGCGUAUGGUGGCCCGAUGUGGUCUAGUCAGGACGGCAGUGGUGUAGGGAGUGGACCAGGGUUGGCGUAUGGUGGCCCGAUGUGGUCCAGUCAGGAUGGCAGUGGUGUAGGAAAUGGACCAUGGUCGGCGUAUGAUGUCCCGAUGUGGUCCAGUCAGGACGGCAUUGGUGUAGGGAGUGGACCAGGGUUAGCGUAUGGUGGCCCGAUGUGGUCUAGUCAGGACGGCAGUGGUGUAGGGAGUGGACCAGGGUUGGCGUAUGGUGGCCCGAUGUGGUCCAGUCAGGAUGGCAGUGGUGUAGGGAGUGGACCAGGGUUGGCGUAUGAUGGUCCGAUGUGGUCCAGUCAGGACGGCAAGGUGUAG